AUGAGUCCUGAAGGAGCGAACUCCUACACGGACGAGGUUUCUUUCACCUGUAACGAAGGGUACGAGUUGGACGGCGCUGCCAGUGUGACGUGCCAAGCUGACCGAGAAUGGAGCGCUCCUGCUCCAACAUGCAAACGUGUACAGUGUGGCACAUUGACGACCCCCACCCAUGGAGCAUUGAGUGCCACAGAUGCCACCUCAUAUCAGGACGAGGUGCACGUGACAUGUGAGCAGGGCUAUGAGCUGGACGGAGCCUCUAGUCUGACCUGCCAGGCCGACGGCUCGUGGAGUGAGCCUGUUCCAGCAUGCGCAGCUGUGCAGUGUUCGACGCUGACGGCCCCAGAAAACGGAGCGCUGAGUCCUGAAGGGGCGACCUCGUACGAAUACCAGGACGAAGUGUCGUUCACCUGUAACCAGGGGUACGAACUGGACGGAUCCUCUACUGUGACGUGCCAAGCUGACAAAGAAUGGAGUGAUUCUGUCCCAGAAUGCAAACCUGUACAAUGCUCGCCGCCGACGGCCCCAGAAAACGGAGCACUGAGUCCAGAAGGAGCGACCUCCUUUGAUUACCAGGACGAAGUUUCUUUCACCUGUAACGAGGGGUACGAGUUGGACGGCGCUCCCAGUGUGACGUGCCAAGCUGACCGAGAAUGGAGCGCUCCUGCUCCAGCAUGCCCGCGUAUUGACAGAUGCGACCCUAACCCAUGUCAGCACGGAGGAGCAUGCACCGACAAUGGGGAUUCCUACACUUGUGAAUGUGCGGCAGGGUUUGAAGGGGAUCAGUGUGAAAUCAAUUUGGACGACUGCACUCCUGACCCGUGUAUGAACGGAGGUGCCUGUAUUGAUGGUGCCAACUCGUUCCUUUGCCAUUGUGCUGCGGGAUUCCACGGCCCUACGUGUGAACUAGUCAUAACAAAGUCAGUCUGCGUGGCAUACGGAGAUCCCCACCACAAGACGUUCGACGGAACGGCUCACGACUUCCAAGGCACGUGUCGGUACACCUUGACGAAGGACCUGGGGACCGGCGCCGACUUUAACGUGGAGGUGCAGGAGGUCCCGCUGCCCUGGCUCACCAGCGCCUCCGUGGUGCGAGAAGUGUACCUGGAAGCGUACGGGCACAGAAUCGCCAUCCGGCAGCAAAAGAUCGUGUCGGAGAUCAGCGAGAAUGGCGAGGAGAUCCGGUCGUUGCCCUUCAGCCUGGCUGAUGGCCGGAUCCAGGUCCAGCUGAGCGGGCUGUUUGUCCACAUCCAGACUGACCUCGGCGUGGAGGUCUUCUACGAUGGGAACCACUAUGCCAAGGUCGAGGUGCCAUCGAACUACCAGAACCGGGUGGGCGGUCUGUGCGGUAACUUCAACGGCAAUCCGGACGACGACUUCACGACACCGGACGGAACCGUCGUGUCCGAUGUGAACUCGUUCGGACGGAGCUGGCUCACCAGUGUAGCAACAUGUCCGGGAGGAAUCGUCGGCCCGGUCGGCGAACCUCCCAGCUGUCCCGACGACAUACGAGCAACUGCCGAGUCGGCUGAGAGGUGCGGGCUGCUGAAGAAACCUGACGGCCCGUUUGCGGCCUGUCACGGCACCGUGGACCCAGAACGUUUCUUCGACAACUGCGUCUUCGACAUGUGCGCGAGGAACGGAGACGUCGUCGGGCUUUGCGAGGACUUCGAGACGUACGCUGACGCAUGCGUGGAAGCAGGCGUGCAUUCGUUCUUCUGGAGAGAUCACAGUCUUUGUCCCGGACAAUGCCCGCCAAACAGCCAAUACUCGUCAUGCACCAGUUCCUGCCCAGAAACCUGCGCCAGAGGCACUACUAGCGGCUGUCCCCAGGACCAUGGCUGUGUGGAGGGCUGUGAGUGUGAUCCCGGCUUUGUCCUGAGCGGACAAAACUGCGUGCCGGAGGACCAGUGUGGCUGCACCCAUAGCGACGGACGCUAUUUUACGCUCGGAGAACGCUUUGGAGAAGACGGGAAGAACUGCGUCUGCGAAGAGGGGAAUAACAUCAAGUGCGAGGCAUUGGAGUGUGACGAGGACGGAGAUUGCGACGAUAUUUGUCAGACUGUUGACUGUGGAGAGAAGAGGGAAUGCAAGGAGACCACUGGCGGAUACGAGUGUCCUUGCAAGCCGUCCUACAAAGACGUGGAGGGAACUUGCCGAGGUUUCUUCACUUACUCCGUGGUCACGCGUCUCCUGGCAGACGAAUUUUACGAAGAGCUCCACGACAGUAACUCCAAAGAAUUUAAAAACCUCGUGAAGGAGGUUCGCAACGUGGUAAAAGACCUCUACGGCAAGGGCGAGCUGACCAAGAACGAGUUUGUAGACAUGGACAUUCGUGAGUUCGUUCCGGGAAGUAUCAUUGCCCACUACAACCUGUACCUGUCUGACGACAGCACCCUGUUCCUGGAAGCUGGGGACGACGUGCCCUACAUUCUCCAGGAAUCCCUGAAGAAACUGGCCAAGGCUCACAACGGGACGCACCUUCUGAUCGAACACGAGCAGGGCCAUCGUGUCUCAGAUUAUGACGAAUGUGCUUCACCCGUGGACAACGACUGCUCUACCUUCGCCACGUGCCACAACGCUGUCGGCUACUUCAAGUGCGCAUGUCUGGAUGGAUAUGAAGAUCGUUCAGCAGAGUUUGGCGACUUCCCAGGCCGCGUUUGCCAGAAAGCGGUGGUGGCAACCUCCCCAACAGUGUACAUGUGGGCGGUCCUGGCUGUGAUGCUGGGUCUACUGGCUGCAGUACUCGUGUUCCUCGCCUGGCGCGUCCGCCUAGCUCGUGCACGUUCGGCGAACCGCAAGGACGUUGGAGGAACCAAGGCCACAUCUCCGAUAAUGACAACAAUGUACAACCCCUGAGCUGAUGCCGAGCAGGCUGAG
Branchiostoma floridae (Florida lancelet) is the source of this 2877-nucleotide messenger RNA. Its product is annotated as IgGFc-binding protein-like. The transcript has 18 exons. Gene Ontology annotation, cellular component: extracellular matrix. The record is from RefSeq and is a predicted model, not a curated record. Gene Ontology annotation, molecular function: calcium ion binding. Bases 1 to 2856 code for a protein of 951 amino acids. NCBI's taxonomy places the organism in Eukaryota, Metazoa, Chordata, Leptocardii, Amphioxiformes, Branchiostomatidae.